Molecule: messenger RNA, 1115 nt
Organism: Effrenium voratum
Lineage: Eukaryota; Dinophyceae; Suessiales; Symbiodiniaceae
Source: the annotation of a GenBank genome assembly
AGCCCGAGUGCUCUCUGCCUCAGAGAUUCAGAGGGCGUGCCAUGGCUGGCAACUCCCCCACCUCGCCUUUGCCGGGGGUCACCCGAGGUGGGAAGGCCCCCACCCCGCUGGGGAGCCUGAAUAGCAUCACUAUUCACUCUCCGCUCGGCAGCCUUGGCUCCGUGAAUGGUGGCAUCUUCAACAGUGGCCACUUCAAGGCGACCCCGGCGGGCCAGCGGCGGCGCUGGUGCGACUACACCCCCACGGAGGUGUGGCCAGCCACGCCCAGCCCCGCAGGCCACGAUGGGAUGUGCAGCUUCGGCGUCCCGGGCCCGGGCCCGCUCACGCAGCCUAUGCCUAUGCCUAUGCCUGCGCCGGCUUCAGCCCCCGCGCCUAUGCAGCAGGUGGCAACAUCCCCCGCGGGCUCGCCCGUGACGUAUGCGUCCCCGCAGAUGCACCCGCAGAUGCCGGUGACAAUGCAGGUGCCGAUGCAGCAGAUGCCGAUGCAAGGAGGCGCCCAACAGAAUCUUCCUGAAGGAGCUCAGAUGGUCUUCAUGCAGAUGCCCGCUGCGCAGAGUGCGCACGGCUUCUUUCCGAUGCCUGUCGCCCAGCAGCCUGGCCAGGUGGUGUUCAUGGCGCCGGCUCCAGCUCCAGCCCCACGGGCGCAAGCGCCAGCCCCUGUUCCGGCGCCCUCCUCGCCAGUUCCCGCGGAGCAGCCGGUAGAUGCAGGCCCCGUAAGCGACGCUGCCCUGCAACAUGCCGCGGGCAGGCAGCUCUUCAACGAGGCGAUGGACCCGUCGACCUUCGAGGGCCACAACCCGAACUUGGCCUCGAAGGGCUCUGCGUUGCAUGGCACCGGCAGGUGCAGCCCGUGCGCGUGGUUCUGGAAAGCAAGAGGCUGCAACAGCGGCUUCGAUUGCACCUAUUGCCACAUGUGCCCCGAAGGUGAGCUCAAAUCUCGGAAGAAGGCGAAAGUUCAGGCCAUCAGGAUGGGUGUUUUGGAGCCUGCGGGCAAAGCGGGAGCCAACGCCCAGACUCACAACCGCGGAGCGCUGAAGCUGAACCAGCUCAUUUGAGGCUUCGUCCAGCGGAGUAUUGAAGUUCUGGAGCAGUGCGCCGAAAGGCGGCGUGGGCGC